CUCCCAAAGUGCUGGGGUUACAGGCGUGAGCCCGCGCACCCGGCCGCCGCAGUUACUUCUGCACCAGCCAAAUACCUCAAGUCCGUGAGCCUCAGGCCCUGCGUCUGUUUCCUCCGACUGCGGUGCGGCUGGCACUGGCUAAGGCGGGUGGAAGCCGUCGCGGGUCCGGACGCGACCAGUUCCCGCCCAGCGGCCGGUGCGCAGGCGCGGGCAGGGAGGGCGGCUGUGCGGGGCGCUCGCGGGCUUCAGGAGGCGGGAGAGCGGCCCUGUUGCCCCGGAGACGCUUUCCCAGCUGCCGGCCGCGACCGCAACCCGCUAGGCCUUCAUCGCGAGCUACGCCCGGACCGAGAAGCCCCGGCCAUGGCCACGUCCGUCGGAGUGUCCUCGGUGGGCGACGGGGUGCCUGAGUCUGAGAAGAACUCAGGGGAGCCCGAGAACACCUAUAUUCUGCGGCCUGUUUUCCAGCAGAGGUUCAGGCCCUCUGUGGUUAAAGACUGUAUCCAUGCUGUGCUCAAGGAGGAACUGGCAAAUGCUGAAUAUUCUCCAGAAGAAAUGCCUCAGCUUACAAAACAUUUAUCAGAAAACAUUAAAGAUAAAUUAAAAGAAAUGGGAUUUGACCGAUACAAAAUGGUGGUGCAAGUAGUGAUUGGAGAACAAAGAGGUGAAGGAGUAUUCAUGGCUUCUCGCUGUUUCUGGGAUGCUGACACUGACAACUAUACUCAUGAUGUUUUCAUGAAUGUAAGUGUAUUUGGAAACCUCUUUUCCCUUUCUAAGGACAUGGGCACUGCAAGUCAAACUACUUACUAUUGAUUAGGGUGGAAAGACACUGCAGUCUUGUCAUUCAUCUUUGACUUCUGAAUGAAAUGAUUUUACUGUUAGUUUUUGUGUUACUAAAGCAGAAACCUAGAGUGCUGCUUAUAGGCAAGGAAACUUACAUGUUUACAUACGACAUAAUUUUUCAUGGGUUUGAAUUUCUGAAUAGCAUAUUAUUUAGUUAGCAUAUUAUUUAAACAUUAUUUUUAGCCACUUCCUCCGUAAAUCACUGUGUUCUAAAACUCAAUCCCGAUAAUCCUUAUUAAAGUAAUAAUUUAUAACUAAAAUUUUAGCAUCACUUAUUUGUUCAUUUGAACCAAUCACACUUUGCUAAGUUGCAAACAAAUGUGGAUGGCAGGGAUUCCAUGAGCAAAGGUAAUUUUUCUUUUAGUAAUAAAAUUUAUUACUUUAUCUUAAAGCCAUUUAUUAAAAUUAAGCAAAAAUAAAGAGGAAUCUUUAAAAAGAGGUUUCA
Nomascus leucogenys (northern white-cheeked gibbon) is the source of this 1285-nucleotide messenger RNA. RefSeq names its product Tctex1 domain containing 2 (gene DYNLT2B). Gene Ontology annotation, cellular component: cytoplasmic dynein complex; cytoplasm. Bases 361 to 810 code for a protein of 149 amino acids. Lineage: Eukaryota; Metazoa; Chordata; Mammalia; Primates; Hylobatidae. The record is from RefSeq and is a predicted model, not a curated record. Gene Ontology annotation, biological process: microtubule-based movement. Gene Ontology annotation, molecular function: dynein intermediate chain binding. The transcript has 4 exons.